Messenger RNA from Cyphellophora attinorum, 1158 nucleotides. RefSeq lists its product as uncharacterized. Bases 1 to 1158 code for a protein of 385 amino acids. The record is from RefSeq and is a predicted model, not a curated record. Lineage: Eukaryota; Fungi; Ascomycota; Eurotiomycetes; Chaetothyriales; Cyphellophoraceae. The transcript has a single exon.
AUGGCCCCUGCCAUCGAGCCGGCCUAUAUAGGCGGCGACCUCUCGACACUUAAGGAGGACCUCUACAGAGCAUACUGCCCUCCAGGUUGGACGGGGAGAUUCGACUGGUGCCUCAGUGGGGAGAAGGACAGACUCACCUGGCACCUGAUGGAGACCGCUGGACGUUUCAACUUGUACCUCUCACACCUCUUCAGCACCACUGAACGAUUGAAAUUGUAUCGUCGCGACGAUACUGCCACCACCACUCCUGUAGACAACGACAAGCAGGUUCAGCAGAGCUCCAGCACCGCACCGGCCCUCUCGCCUUCCGCUAUUGUCGGCAUCGCAUCAUUGGCGCUAUGUUCUUGUAAGUCCAGUAAACCUCUCAUUACUUAUCUCUUCCUCUCCACCACACUCCAAUCUUCGCCCCCUCAAACCAUCAGACGGACCACUAACAACCUCGCCCCAACCCACAGCUGCAUCGCCUCAGCAGCCAUGCUUCGCUACUUCACACACACCCCCGACCCAACCUCCACCUCCUCCCUCUACCGCCCCGAAGACGCCGGCCAGCUCGAGCGCAUGAAAGAAGUCCGCGAGUUCAACCGUGCUGCGGCCUGGGAGCGCGCCGAAGAGGCUCGUUGGGCGGACGAGCAGGAAAGUGAGCGCAAGCGAAGAGAGAGGGCGAUGAUGAGUCGUGUUAUUGCUGCUGGCGGCGGUCGUCGAGGGACAGGAAGUGGGAGUCCGCCGUCGGAGACCAAAGAGGAGUGGAGGAAGAGGAUGGGGAUGAGUGCGAUGGAGGCCCAGGGUGGGUUUGAUGUUGACGCUGGUGAGCAGUGGCCGUUAGGUGGUGGCGGCGGAGGCAGGGAGAGGGAAACCUUGUUGGGUGGUUCGCGAGACUACAGUGAUGGCGCGUAUCUGGAUGUCGAGGAGAGUGCUGGGGACGCAAGCAGUGGGGGCAGUAGUGAUCGGAAGGGCAAACAGGUCGAUCGGAAUCGAGUCGAUGGUCUUGGUGGUGGCGAUCCGGGUGAGACGAGACCGUUGACGGCUCCGCCUACCUUGAUGUUUGGCGGUGGCAGAUCGGUGGCUCCGAAAGAUUUGCAGCAGCGACAGAGGAUGGAGGAGGAAGGGCAGUGGCAGCAGGCAUCGAUCAAGCCCGUGACUCCAGACUACUAUGACUGA